AUGGGAUACGAUUUGAAAGGCCGGAAUGUUCUGAUUACGGGAGGAUCAAGGGGACUGGGCGCAAUCAUCGCUCUCAAAUUCGCUGCCGAGGGUUGCAAUGUCUGCAUCAACUACGUGAGCAACAAAGAGGCGGCGGAGGGAGUUCAGAAGGGCAUCCAGAGCAAGUACAGCGAUAUUAAGACGAGUAUCAUUCAGGGGGACUGUGGGGAUCCCUCCGCCUGCGCCGCCUGCGUCGAGCACACCGUAUCGACCUUCGGCGGCAUCGACAUCAUCAUCGGCAACGCGGGCUGGACGAAGAUUUCCGACUGGACCGAUCUGGAUUCCCUCAGCUUCGACGACUGGGACAAGUGCUGGAACGUCAACGUCAAGGGCAAACUGGCCCUGAUGAAAGCGGCGAAACCACACUUCAACGCCAACCCUGAUGGCGGCUCGUUCAUUAUCACCAGCUCCAUUGCGGGCAUCAAGGCCAGCGGGUCCAGCAUGGCAUACAGCGUCACCAAGACCGCGCAAAUGCACCUGAUGCUCUGCCUCGCGAAGACGCAGGGCCCAAAGAUCCGCGUCAACGCCGUGUGCCCUGGCCUGCUCCUGACGGACUGGGGGAUGCGGUUCGGCGAGGAACGGUUGAAGGCGGUCAAGUCACACGCAGUGCUGAAGAGCGAGACCGAUCUGGACGAGUGCGCGGAAUGCUUCGUGGACAUCGCGAAGAAAAAGACGAUGACGGGGAGGAGCAUCGUUAUCGAUGCAGGGGCAUCGAUCGCAUAG
Molecule: messenger RNA, 762 nt
Organism: Eremomyces bilateralis CBS 781.70
Lineage: Eukaryota; Fungi; Ascomycota; Dothideomycetes; Eremomycetales; Eremomycetaceae
Product: NAD(P)-binding protein
Exons: 5
Coding region: 1-762 (253 amino acids)
Source: RefSeq, a predicted model, not a curated record